Athalia rosae (coleseed sawfly) is the source of this 1870-nucleotide messenger RNA. Its product is annotated as alkylated DNA repair protein alkB homolog 8. Lineage: Eukaryota; Metazoa; Arthropoda; Insecta; Hymenoptera; Athaliidae. The transcript is spliced from 7 exons. The record is from RefSeq and is a predicted model, not a curated record. Bases 47 to 1795 code for a protein of 582 amino acids. Gene Ontology annotation, molecular function: nucleic acid binding; S-adenosylmethionine-dependent methyltransferase activity.
GGUAAUUUCCUACUACAUGACGUGAAACAAUAACCCAAGAAGAGCUAUGAAUCCUGUCACAAAAAUGCUUCGCAAGCAACGUCGGGCGCAGCACCGACUUGCUAGAGAUAUGAACAUCGAACACAGUGAUUGUCCAACAGAGUAUCUAAUGAUUUGCAAUGCCGGGUUAGUGACCGGACUUCAAAGGGAGACCAUCGAUAGUAUCCUGAAUGAAUUGGUGCCAUCCUACAAUUUGAUUACGCCCCUGAGAAAAUCUUAUUGUUUUUUGGAACUGCCAUCCAAAGAAGAUGCCCGUGUAGUGUUUGAAGCUCUUCAUGGAAACUUGAAACUUGAAAACAAAAAUACCCCAAUUUAUUUAACAUUCACAAAAAGUGUUCCACCUGCGGAAGAUGAUUCAUGGGAUAAACCUUUUCCUCCAGGGUUGAAUAUCAUUACAGAUUUUGUAACCGCUGAAGAAGAAAAAAUUUUGCUAGAACUGCUCGACUGGUCUGAAGCAGGUACGAAUCCUUCAGAGUUGAAGCACAGGCAGGUGAAGCACUUUGGAUAUGAAUUUCGGUAUGAUACUAACAGCGUGGAUCCUAAAAACCCAAUAGUUCCUAUUCCAAAAUCUUGUGAAUUUCUACUAGCUCGAUUCAAAAAAUAUGACUUUGGAGUUUAUGAUUACGAUCAACUCACCAUCAACCAUUACUUACCAGGCCAAGGCAUUCCUCCACAUGUCGAUACCCAUAGCCCAUUCGAGGCUACUAUUCUCUCCUUGUCUUUAGGAUCUGCUUGUGUCAUGGAAUUCAAACGUGGCGAGGAGAGCAGACCGGUAUUACUUCCAUCAAGAUCGUUGCUAGUGAUGUCAGGGGAGGCACGAUACGCUUGGAUGCAUGGGAUCAUGCCAAGGCACAAUGACGUGGUGAGGAACAAAGUCGGUUCAACCAUUCUCCAAAGAUCGACGAGAACAUCUUUUACGUUCCGAAAGAUUCGCACUGGAGACUGUCAUUGUAGUUUUCAAGCAAACUGCAAUUCAAAGAGAAUAAGGUCUCAUUCGUCAGUCAUUUAUGACAAUCUGGCUUCUGACAUAGAGGAUAUAUACGUUCAUCAGGUUUACGAAGAAAUAUCGGAUCAUUUCAGUGAAACACGGCAUAAGCCCUGGCCCAAAGUAACGAGCUUCAUUGGCUCGCUAGAAAAAGGAGCAUUGCUGUUAGAUGUCGGAUGUGGAAAUGGGAAAUAUCUUCACAAAAGGCCUGAUAUAUAUAAGAUGGGAUGUGACCGGAGUUCUGGAUUAACAGAUGUUUGCCAUAGCAGAGGAUUUGAAGUUUUACUGGCAAAUUGUUUGCAAAUCCCAUACAAAACAAAUUCUUUGGAUGCUGUUAUAAGUAUCGCAGUAAUUCAUCAUCUAUCCACCAACGAGAGAAGGAGACAAGCCGUUUCCGAGAUGAUCAGGGUGUUGAAACCUGGUGGACAAUGCCUAAUUUACGUAUGGGCGAAAGAACAAAAUAAGAAUUCCGUUCCAUCAACUUAUUUGAAAAAUAACAUAACUCAUAAUACCAGAACAUCGAGUGAUACCAGUGAAACGGUUAUCACCAGAGGAGGUACGAUGCUUCCCGUGCAUGAAAAUCGUACAGAAUUCACGCACUCCGAUAUGCUUGUACCAUGGAAAAGAAAAGGUGGCGGCGAUUUCCUUAGAUUCUAUCACGUCUUUGAGGAAGGUGAACUUUUUAACCUGUGUUCUGUUCUACGCGAUGUUACAGUCCUCCAAGUAUAUUACGACCAAGGCAACUGGUGUAUAAUUCUGGAAAAGAAGUGAAAUUGUCAUUAUUACGCCGCGAUAUGCGGUCAUUGUAUUUAAACAGUAAAAAAUGACAUAAGAUUAUUUAACAUA